This is a messenger RNA of Vanderwaltozyma polyspora DSM 70294, 642 nucleotides long. It is a transcript of the gene MIX23, whose product is annotated as Mix23p. The transcript has a single exon. Lineage: Eukaryota; Fungi; Ascomycota; Saccharomycetes; Saccharomycetales; Saccharomycetaceae. The coding region runs from base 1 to 642 and encodes 213 amino acids. The record is from RefSeq and is a predicted model, not a curated record. Gene Ontology annotation, cellular component: mitochondrial intermembrane space.
AUGGUUGCAGGGGAGUUAGCUUUUACAGCAGAAUGGAGUCCAGUUGAUUCUAACUUGGAUAGGGAUUCCAACGAUAUAAGAGUUGAAAGGAUUACUGUAAAUAGGAGCAGGUGUAUAAACCCAACAUUGGUAAAUUCAUUUUUAAGUAUGUUAAGGCAUAAAAGUGAUGAUAUAAUUAAGCAAAGGCUGUAUGCGUAUGCAACAUUUUAUGAAGAUAGCGGUAUCGGUAGUAACAGUCAAAAAAUAAAUAGUAAUAGCAUUAGAGAAGUAAGUUGUAAUAAAUUUCUCGAGAAAGAGUUAUAUCCAAACUGGAAGAUUAGAAACAAUAUUAUUAAAUUUUGUGAUAAUGAAGCUAAAAAGAUGAAAGAAGAGAUUGAUUUAAAAAAUGGCAGCGGUAGCAGUGCUGGCAUUAAUACGAAAAAAGUUGUAGAAGCUACGAUUGAUCCCUAUGCUGCGAGAGAUUUCCAAGAAGAAGAAAAAUCUAAAUACAAAGAAUUAAAUAAUUUAAUUAAAUGGGUUGAAAACAACAAUUAUAUUGAAUCAAUACUUCAAAACAAUACAAAUUCUAUACUACAACAAAAUUGUAACGAAGAUAUUAACUAUAUUGAAAAAUUUUGGACAUUUUACAAUAAUAAGAGAUGA